Molecule: messenger RNA, 237 nt
Organism: Physeter macrocephalus (sperm whale)
Lineage: Eukaryota; Metazoa; Chordata; Mammalia; Artiodactyla; Physeteridae
Product: cyclin-dependent kinase 2-associated protein 2-like
Exons: 1
Coding region: 1-237 (78 amino acids)
Source: RefSeq, a predicted model, not a curated record
AUGUCCUACAAACCCAUCGCCCCUGCCCCCAGCAGCAGCCCUGGGCCCAGCGCCCCGAUCCCCGAGCCGGAAGUGUCCCACAGCCGGCUCGACGCCAGAGCCGCUGCCCCUUUCAGCCCACUGUUUAACGACUGUGGACCGCCCUCCAUGGGCUACAUGCAGGCAGUGAAACCACGUGGCGCCCGGGCCCCAGUCAGAGAGUGCCUGGCAGAGACAGAGCGGAAUGCCCGCACGUAA